AGCUACGGCCUUAUGCCGCUUCUCUUGUUGUCGAUCGGUAUGGAGAUACUAGUCACAGAGGCCAUACACCCGUCAACGCAGUUGCCGGCAGCCUACAGGUCUUCAGCUGGAUCUACUCUUCCACUCCACUCGCAGGCCCUGAGCGAGCUGCACGGCUUUGUUGUCGACGAGUACGACGGCGACCCGAGGACACGAAACGUCAAGUCCGCCAUCGUCGACGAGAUCAACGUCAAGCACGAGUGCUGUGGGGUGCUGCACCACGGGUCUUUCAGUACCAACGUGAAAUGGAAGAAGGCCGAUACCUUUGUGAUUCCCUCGUCGUGCUGCAAGCUCAAAUCCAAAGAAGACUUCUUGAAGCGCCGGACAUACAAUCUGCAGGAUCCAACAUGCCCGGCUCACCCAACGGCUGACAACUCUAACGCUCUUAAGGUCAGCCACUGUGUGUUCGGUGUUGUGUAUGUGUCCAAGGUCAAGGCCGCCAGUCGCGCCCGCAGGAACAGCACGGAGCUCCCCCCAAUUGAAGACCUCCACGGCACGCCCCCUUCGCCUUCCCACAAUCGCCUCAACUCGUAUCAGUUGUAUCCGGUUCCUGGCCUGCAUCCGGUUGUUUACGAGUUCCAGUCCCCGGUUCUCAGUUCAGCGGGGACUCGACUACAUCCAGACUCGUCAACUAACUUGCCGCUCCGAGCCACCUACAUGCUGGACUUGGAGGAGGAGAAGGAGGGGGAGGAAAAAGAGGAGGAGGAGAAUACAGUCAAAAAAUAAAACUUCUAGUCCCUUUGGGCGUUAUUUUAGGCUUCAUAAUUCCGCAAAAUAAACUGUGAUGGACAUGAA
Messenger RNA from Aplysia californica (California sea hare), 834 nucleotides. RefSeq lists its product as uncharacterized. The record is from RefSeq and is a predicted model, not a curated record. Gene Ontology annotation, cellular component: membrane. NCBI's taxonomy places the organism in Eukaryota, Metazoa, Mollusca, Gastropoda, Aplysiida, Aplysiidae.